UCACCCCCCAUUUGUCCGACCUCCUUAGAGCUGUAUUUGGUCCUUUUCCCUUCUCUCUUAGAGCAUCACACUCAGAAACCACUCAACUUCUCUUUGACCAGUUCUAAACUCUACUGUGUCUGACAUACCUUCUCUUCUUAUAUUUAGAGUUGAGCCUUCUCCUUUGGGACCGACUUGGCACUUAGCCCUGAGAGAUGGCCUCCAGUCCACAGAGAUCCUCAGGCGGCUCGAACACCUCCUGGACCCUGAAGGAGAACAAGCUCUUCGAGCUGGCCCUGGCAAAGUAUGACAAGGAGACCCCCGACCGUUGGCACAAAGUGGCCCAGGCUGUCGGAGGGAAGACACCCGAAGAGGUGAAGCGCCACUAUGAACUUCUUGUCGAGGACAUCAAGUACAUUGAAGCAGGCCACGUGCCGUUCCCCAAUUACAGGUCUUCCAGCAGCAGGGGAGGCGGCAGCGCUGAAGUACUUAAAGCUGCACUGAAGCAAAAGCUAGAAAGAAAUAAGUUUGCUUGA
Molecule: messenger RNA, 515 nt
Organism: Phoenix dactylifera (date palm)
Lineage: Eukaryota; Viridiplantae; Streptophyta; Magnoliopsida; Arecales; Arecaceae
Source: RefSeq, a predicted model, not a curated record